UGUCGCUUUCGAGAACGGGAAGUCGAACACAGCAGCCACGGACUCUCCGGCCCAAAAUGUGGAGACUCUGCAAUCACUUCGUCUGCAGAGUGAGAGGCUCUCCUUUAAUCGCCGGAAAUAUCCUGCAGAGAUCAUCACUCCUACCCUGUGCCCCGGCCAGGACUUACUCUAGUGUCUCCUCCGGAGUCUUCGGAUAUGGGUCCUUGUCGAGGCACUCUGUCCUUGGCCCAGAGCAGGGCAGAGUCCAGGGGCACUUGGGUAGCAGUGUGGCUUGUCCAUCACGCCUCAAGUCCAGCAAGUCAAACAAGAGAAGGAACAGAAGCCAAGACUUUUCAGAUGAUGAAGAGUCAGAUGAGGAAGGAGAGUUAGAAUCAGCAGCAGACUUCCGUGAUAUGAGAGUGAAUGUCUCAUCCUUGAGACUGGAUGCCAUCCUCAAGGCUGGGCUUAACAUUUCACGCAACAAAGUGGAGUCUGCUUUUUACAACAGCAAGAUUCGUGUAAAUGGUCAAAAAGUGGUGAAAAAGAGUAAGCAGCUUCAAGAGGAGGAUGAAGUUGAUAUCAUAAAAGCUGUGUCAAACAAGAACCCAGCCUUCUUAGAUGUUUCACGUGUUGUAGUAUUGAGCAUCGGCAGCUAUAAUGAGGAUACUGACAAGAUACAAGUCAGGCUUAGAAAAUAUCCACACCUACUUGUCGAGAAAUAUGAAGAUGAAUUUGAAAUGCCUUCAUAAUGCUAUCUCCUGUUCUUUGUAAAAAAUAAAAUGGAAGUCCAUUGGUAUAUUGUUCAUAUGCAACUGAAAUAUUUAUUAUCAUUCAUACAAUGUGUACAUAAUAAAAGUCCUUCAUUUUA
Messenger RNA from Penaeus monodon (black tiger shrimp), 847 nucleotides. Its product is annotated as mitochondrial transcription rescue factor 1-like. The coding region runs from base 57 to 728 and encodes 223 amino acids. The transcript is spliced from 4 exons. Lineage: Eukaryota; Metazoa; Arthropoda; Malacostraca; Decapoda; Penaeidae. Gene Ontology annotation, molecular function: RNA binding. The record is from RefSeq and is a predicted model, not a curated record.